Argiope bruennichi is the source of this 712-nucleotide messenger RNA. RefSeq names its product protein lifeguard 1-like. The transcript is spliced from 10 exons. The record is from RefSeq and is a predicted model, not a curated record. Gene Ontology annotation, cellular component: membrane. NCBI's taxonomy places the organism in Eukaryota, Metazoa, Arthropoda, Arachnida, Araneae, Araneidae. The coding region runs from base 1 to 654 and encodes 217 amino acids.
AUGUCGACAUCAGCUAGUCAGUGCCAUGAUGUCUAUCUGAUUUUAAUGUUACAAUUACUAUUCACCUUAGGAGUGAUUGCACUAUUCGUUUUCGAAGAAAACACCAGACGGUUCAUCAGGAUGAAUUAUUACAUACAUUAUAUGGCACUGGCCGUUUUUAUUGCUGUUUAUAUAGGACUGGCUUGUUCUGGCAAUAUGAGGCGGAAAUAUCCCACAAAUAUCAUACUGCUAUCAAUAUUUACAGUAGCUGCAGCCUUUUUGAUGGGAACAAUAUCCAGCUUCCAUAAAACAAACACGGUUUUAAUAGCAGUUGGGAUAUGCGCUGCAGUAUGUUUCGCCGUUACUCUGUUCUCGUUUCACACUAAGUUCGAUUUCACCACAUGUGGAGGCAUUUUAUGCAUUCUACUACUGAUUUUAGUGUUAUUCGGCAUCAUUGCAAUAUUUGUCCGAGAAAGGGUGAUGACUCUGAUCUAUGCAGGACUAGGCGCUGUAGUCUUUAUGAUGUACUUGGCAUAUGACACACAAAUGUUGAUGGGAGGCAAAAACGUGGAAAUAAGUCCGGAGGAAUAUAUACUAGCAGCAAUACAACUCUACAUUGACGUGAUAUAUAUAUUUAUGUUCCUGCUGAUGUUAAUAGGUGUUGGUCAAGAAUGAUCAACCGAAACAGUACAAAAAACGAAACCAAAAGUAUUAGUUGAAUUUAUCUUUCUUA